Molecule: messenger RNA, 1725 nt
Organism: Thlaspi arvense
Lineage: Eukaryota; Viridiplantae; Streptophyta; Magnoliopsida; Brassicales; Brassicaceae
Source: the annotation of a GenBank genome assembly
AUGUCGGAGACCUUCAAAGUGUGCUUCUGUUGUAGCAGAAGCUUCAAGGAGAAAACGAGGCAGCCGCCAGGGAGCAUCAAGAGACUCUUCGAAGCUUACUCAAGAAACGGCAAGAUGUCUUCCGACGACCUUCUAAGGUUCGUGAGUCAAGUCCAAGGCGAAGUGCACGCAGGGAUGGACUACGUGCAGGAUAUCUUGCACAGCGUUAAACACCACAACGUUUUUCACAUCCAUGGACUUAUUCAUCUCAACGCCUUCUAUCGCUACCUCUUCAGCGAUGCAAACUCUCCUCUUCCCUUGUCUGGCCAGGUGCAUCAUGAUAUGAAGGCGCCGUUGUCGCAUUACUUUGUGUACACGGGACACAACUCUUACUUGACUGGGAACCAAGUGAACAGCAGAAGCAGCGUAGAGCCGAUCGUGCAGGCUCUGAGAACAGGCGUAAAAGUGAUCGAGCUCGAUUUAUGGCCUAACCCUUCAGGGAACGCCGCUGAAGUUCGUCAUGGCGGGACAUUUACAUCGCAUGAAGAUUUGCAGAAAUGUCUCAACGCCAUAAAGGAUAACGCUUUCCAUGUGUCUGAUUAUCCGGUCAUGAUCACUCUCGAAGAUCAUUUGCCACCCAAUCUUCAAGGGCAAGUUGCUAAGAUGUUAAGUAAGACAUUCAGAGGGAUGCUGUUUCGUAGUGGCUCAGAGAGUUGUAAGCAUUUACCAUCACCAGAAGAACUUGAGAGGAAGAUUCUGAUUUCUACAAAGCCUCCAAAGGAGUAUCUUGAGAGCCAAGGUGUUCAGACCUCGAGAACCCCAAUGGAUGAAGACGCUUCGUGGAGCAGACUCGCAAGUGGUACCAACUUGGCAUGGAGAGGAGAAAACAAGAAUCCUGAAGAAGAAGAAGAAGAGAGUGAAGCUGUUGGAUAUAGAGACUUGAUCGCGGUUCAGGCUGGGAACUGCAAAAAUAGUUUGAAGGAUUGCUUGAGUGAUGAUCCAGAGAAGCCUCGAAGGAUAAGCAUGAAUGAGCAGUGGCUAGAGACUAUGGUUAGAACCAGAGGAACAGAGGUGGUAAGGUUUACACAGAGGAAUCUUGUGAGGAUAUACCCAAAGAGUACAAGAGUGGACUCAUCAAACUUCGAUCCUCUUGUUGCAUGGACGCACGGUGCCCAAAUGGUUGCCUUUAACAUGCAAGGUCAUGGGAAGCAACUGUGGAUAAUGCAAGGAAUGUUCAGAGGCAACGGAGGGUGUGGCUACGUUAAGAAGCCUCGCAUUUUGCUUGACACGCAGACAAUCUUUGACCCCUGCAAAAGGCUUCCAAUAAAGACCACUCUUAAGGUGAACAUCUACACAGGCCAAGGCUGGGAUUUAGAUUUCCCUCAAACCCACUUCGAUCAGUACUCUCCUCCAGAUUUCUUCGUUAAGAUUGGAAUUGCAGGAGUUCCCAGGGACACGGUCUCUUACAGAACCCAAACAGCGGUUGAUCAGUGGUUUCCUAUAUGGAAGGACGAGUUCCUGUUUCAGCUCUCUGUUCCAGAAUUGGCACUUUUGUGGUUCAGAGUCCAAGAUUACGACAACGACACCCAGAAUGAUUUCGCCGGACAGACAUGUCUUCCUCUGCCGGAACUGAAGUCCGGAGUUAGAGCCGUCCGGCUUCAUGAUCGAGCAGGAAAGGCUUACAAGAACGCGAGGCUUCUCGUCAGCUUCUCCUUUGAUCCUCCUUAUACGUUUCACAUCUCCUGA